GAUGGAAUCGACACACGCCACACGCCACACGGCGUCUACUCGUGCUGUAGUGUAUACUGGAGUCAACAGUAGUGAGCGCUGCGUCUCCCCUAUAAUUUUUUUUUAUCCCCAAACCGUUUUGUGAGCCCAAACGUAGGUAGUUGAAAACGUUGGACGACAAAGCUUUGAUAUAUAAUGGCUGGCGGUAAAACUGGUAAGGACUCGGGAAAGGCUAAGGCCAAGGCGGUAUCACGUUCGGCGAGGGCCGGCUUGCAGUUUCCAGUUGGAAGGAUCCACAGGCAUCUAAAGAACAGAACGACUAGCCAUGGAAGAGUGGGUGCCACGGCGGCAGUUUAUAGUGCUGCUAUCUUGGAAUACCUUACUGCUGAGGUGCUUGAGUUGGCGGGUAACGCAUCGAAAGACUUGAAAGUGAAACGUAUCACACCGAGACAUUUGCAAUUAGCCAUUCGUGGUGACGAGGAGCUUGACAGUCUCAUCAAGGCAACAAUUGCUGGAGGAGGUGUUAUUCCACAUAUCCAUAAAUCCCUCAUUGGGAAGAAGGGCUCUCAGAAACCAGCAUAAUCUGGAGUAUAUAGUUAAAAAAAAAGAGAAGAUACAAGAAUAAAGCGUUCAUAGGUGCAGGACAAUGAUUUAAAAAAUGUAAUGGGUAUGACACUGAAAAAAAAUGAGAGAGUAAAAAUAAAAGAAUGUCGCGAGUGAUUGUUGAUGAAAACAAGAGUGUACCUACGUUAAAAAAUGAAGAAGAUAAAUGAAAGGACGACAAAAAAGAGCGAACGGGAUAGGCGUGAUAUAUAUAGUUAUUAAAAUAUUGAUAUAAUUUAAUUAAUAGGCAAUGAGAGGGGGGGGUCUUAUGUUUUUCAACUUUGUGCAGCAUUUGAAUCACAACUAAAUAACGGACGAAAGUAACAGUAUAUGGCGCAUACGGAAAUAAUCUGUAAUAUUGACUUUUUGACGAUAUUUCACCAUUUUUCUCCUCUUUUUUUUCGAAGCUUGAGUUAUUUAGUCAGCUGACCCAUUAAUGCAAAAAUCUAUUUCCUCAAUAAUAAAUCAAAUUUUGUGAGAUUUUUUUUGUUUUUCAAAUUGCAGUUUCUGAUGUUUUUAAUCAUUUUGAGUGUAAUUUAUAAGAAUUGAGUUGAGAUUUUUGAUCCCUGGGUUUUCUUAUCACCAAAGCUGAGGGUGAGAAUACUAGACGAGGAAACUUGUAAUAAAGAAGUAAAUAAUAAAUGAAAUUAAUGAGAAUAAAUAA
Messenger RNA from Fopius arisanus, 1246 nucleotides. It is a transcript of the gene His2Av, whose product is annotated as Histone H2A variant. The record is from RefSeq and is a predicted model, not a curated record. The transcript has 5 exons. Gene Ontology annotation, molecular function: DNA binding; protein heterodimerization activity; structural constituent of chromatin. NCBI's taxonomy places the organism in Eukaryota, Metazoa, Arthropoda, Insecta, Hymenoptera, Braconidae. The coding region runs from base 175 to 561 and encodes 128 amino acids. Gene Ontology annotation, biological process: heterochromatin formation. Gene Ontology annotation, cellular component: nucleosome; chromatin.